AUGAGCGCUCCCCAGUGUGUCUACGUUCUGUCUGAUAUUGAUGGAUUUAAAUACAAACUUGUGAUGGAUGGGGAUGUGCAAUUGCUUACGACAGCAAAAGUGAAACGGUAUAUGCAUAAUGCUACUGGUCUAAGUCCACAGCAUCAACAACUUUCUUUCAAUGGCAGGGAAAUGCAAGAAGGUGAAUGUGGUAGUGACGUUGGUCUAACUGACGGAGCAGUAUUGCGACUGAGGCAUGUGAAUGCAAUACAUCAAGUUUCUCCUAGUUCGAAUAGCAAAAACAUUAAUACUUCAAAUAAAUUGGCGAACCGUUCGUUAUCUUUGAGUACCACAGGUUUCCAAGGAGGACAAAAUAUAAUGAAACCUGUUUCGUCAACAUCUCUACCAGUUAGCACUUCUAUUCCUGCAUUGUCACCCUCACAUAGUUCAUCAACUAAUAAUAGGCAUGACGACCGUAAUGUACGUGGUGAUAAUGUAGAAUCUGUACCCGUUGUUGCCCGUAAUCGCGGGAGGUUGACAGAGUCUGUUUGUCGUGAUUUAGAAUUAGAGAACUCCCGAUUGAGGGAGCGUUUAUUAGAGACGGAGCGACAGCUUGCGAAUGCCUGCUCGGACUGGCAGCUGCAGGAGGAAGUGACGCAGCUCCGCGCGACGGUGGGGCGACUGCGGGAGGAGCAGCGGGGGGCCGAACAGGCGGCAGCCGCGCAGUGGCGGGCGAAGGAGGAGGAACUCGUGCGGGAACUCGACCGGCUGCGGGAGGAGCGCCGACGACUGCGACGCGAACAUUCUUUUUUUGAAGAGGAGCAGCGGGCACUCGUGCGGGGGCUGGAGGCGCAGCUGCGGGCACAGCGCAAGGAACUCGUAGAGCAGGAAGCACUGCUUCAACAACAACAACAACAAGAACAAGAAGAGCUGAAUAAGCAACGCGUAACGAAAUACACAGUUGCUGAAAUGGUGCAACGCAGUUUGACACAACUCGCACGGGAACUUAACAUUGACUCUUUAAAGCUGGACGAUAAUGAUACAUGCGUUGUGCCGUUAGACGAUGGACUUAAUAUGCUCAUUACCCUUGAUACUGCAACCGAGCGUGUGUUCAUGUACGCUACUAUUGCGAAUACCUUGCCAUCAUGCAAUGAGCAGAGAUUACAGUUGUACGAGUUAUUGUUAGAAGGAGCAUUGUUGGGUCGAGAGAUGGCUGGAGGGGGCGUCGGUGUUUGCACACAGAACAAUCUUAUUAUUAUGGAUAUCUGCGUUGAUGUUGCCCACGCAGAUGAGUAUGCCUUAGCUAGUGUUGCCCGUCCAUUUAUGGCGUCUGUCAAACACUGGGUGAAUAUGGUAAAGAGUUCAUUUUCGCAAGAGUGUUAA
Messenger RNA from Trypanosoma theileri, 1362 nucleotides. RefSeq lists its product as uncharacterized. Gene Ontology annotation, molecular function: protein binding. The coding region runs from base 1 to 1362 and encodes 453 amino acids. The record is from RefSeq and is a predicted model, not a curated record. Lineage: Eukaryota; Euglenozoa; Kinetoplastea; Trypanosomatida; Trypanosomatidae. Gene Ontology annotation, biological process: protein secretion by the type III secretion system. The transcript has a single exon.